This is a messenger RNA of Trichoderma reesei QM6a, 999 nucleotides long. RefSeq names its product Calcium/calmodulin dependent protein kinase. Gene Ontology annotation, biological process: cellular response to oxidative stress; protein phosphorylation. The record is from RefSeq and is a predicted model, not a curated record. The transcript is spliced from 4 exons. Gene Ontology annotation, molecular function: ATP binding; calcium/calmodulin-dependent protein kinase activity. The coding region runs from base 1 to 999 and encodes 332 amino acids. Lineage: Eukaryota; Fungi; Ascomycota; Sordariomycetes; Hypocreales; Hypocreaceae.
AUGGCAUCGGGAGCAGCCGAUAGUAAAGAUCAGGCCGGUCACUCACCUCGGAUUCAACCCGCAAUAACGUACGGGGCUGCAGCAUCAACAUCAUCUGGGACUGGGACGUACGAUGACAUAAAACUCGAGAACGCGCCAUCGAAUUUCUUUGGGGGCAUCUUCGACAGGCUCCGGAAACAGCCUGAAAGUUAUGAGAAAAAAGCCAGAUACGUUCUUGGAAGAACCAUGUACGCAAGCAGCAACGCAGUUGUCCGCGCAGCAGAUGGCCCUAUGGGCAAGGUCUCGAUCAAAGUCAUUACGAAGAAGGCAUCAGCCACAACAGCACAAGAGACAGCUAACGAGAUCAAUGUGCUACGACGGUUGAAACAUCCCAACAUCAUCGGGUUUGUUGAUUGGUUUGAAUCAAGAGAUAAAUACUACAUAGUCAUGCAACAUACUGCUGGAGGCGAUCUAUUUGAGCGUAUCUGUGAUCAAGGGAAAUUCAUGGAGAGAGAUGCAGCAUCGGUUGUUUUACAAAUUCUCCAUGCCGUCUCAUAUCUGCAUGAGAACCUCAUCAUCCACCAAAAUAUAAAGCCCGAUAACAUACACUACCUCAGCCGGGACUUGGAGUCGCCUCUUGUUUUGGCCGGCUUUGCUCAUUCGGCCAUCCUCUCCUCACCUGAAGAAGUCGUCACAGAUCGUGUUGGGACUUUCGGAUACGCAGCCCCUGAAGCAAUGUCCAAUGAGGGACACGGCCGGCCGGCGGAUGUUUGGUCAAUCGGAGUAAUUACUUAUACCCUCUUAUGCGGCUACUCACCAUUCAGGAGCGAGAACAUGCAUGAUCUUUACGAAGAGUGCAAUCAGGGCAGUAUCGUGUUUCACGAAAGGUAUUGGAAGGAUGUUAGCAGCGAUGCAAAAGACUUCAUCUGCCAGACACUCAUUCCAGAGGCUAAAGGUCGUAUCACGUCCAAGGUACGUCUAUACAAAGAAUGCUACCCAUUUCUUAGCGACAUGUUCUAA